UAACAUGUAACUAUCACGUCCUUAUGCAUGACGAAUUUCCGAUUAUAAUUUUAAUAAAGAAACUUUGUUACGAUGUUUUAUACGACUUAACGUACAGUGAAUAAAAUCGAACGGGCAAAUUGGCAUAUCGGUAGUUAGGCAUAGAAUCAAAUCAACAUGAACACACAUCCUCUUAAAAUGGCACACACAUUGAUUUAUAAUAUACGUUUUCUUUUCACAAUAAUUCCAAUGAUAUUGUUAAAUUAUGAUCGUUAUUAUAUUAUAUCAAAUAUAGUUUCGAAUAUUUUUAUAUUAGAAUAUUGAAUAUUAUAAUGAAAUUAAUUUUUAUUCAGUAUGAAUUUUUGAUUAUUAAUUUAUUUCAAUAUAGAUAAUCAAUAAGAUAUUUAUACAUGAAACACUACGGUGAAAAGCAAGAUUGUAAAGUACAAUAAAAUGAAAUGCUUAUUAAACCGUUAAAUUUUGUUACCGUACGCUUCAACCGAAUGCGUGAUUUCAAAGACGUAGUCACAAUGUAAAAUUCAAAUAAGUUGCUUGCAGUGAUCAAUUCGGAGCGGUACUUUUCAAUAUGUGGAAUUUUUUCUCUUCGUUUAUUUUUGUACCCGUGAUUUUUUCUAUUAUUUGCUUACCUAAUAACGUAAAAUUACUUCCAAAUCAUGAUCGUCGGAAUACGAUAAGGCGAAGUUUAAAAUCAAAUAUGACUCAAACAUCUAUUAGUUAUAAACUUGAUACUUGGUCAAAAUAUGACAAUCCUGAGGAAGGUAUGCAUCAUGAAGGAGAUAUUCAAAUAUUAAAUACUCGAAAAACAAUCACAUCAUUUAAAAAAUUAUUAUGGCCAAAUGGAAUAGUAUAUUAUACUAUAGAUGAAGCUAUUGAAAACAGUCCGCAACAAUUUUCCGUUCUGCAAAAAGCAAUGAUGAUACUAAUGGAAAAAACGUGUAUUCAAUUCCAGCGAAUUUAUCCAAAUGAAAACGGACAAUAUUCAGUUGAAAGUUGGGUUAAUAUCGUAGGAAACAAAAGUGGAUGUUAUUCUGAUUUAGGACGUAAUUUAUUUGGCGGUCCAAGUGUUCUAAAUUUAAAUGUAAAUUUAUGUUUUGAUAUAAUAGGUCAUGCUCUUCAUGAAAUGUUACAUACAUUAGGUGCUUAUCAUGAACAUAUGAGACCAGAUCGUGAUCAACAUAUUUAUAUAUUGUGGGAAAACAUUAGAGAAGGAACUAAAUUUAAUUUUAAACUGUUAAAUACUAAUACAGUAACUGAUUAUGGAUUACCAUAUGAUUAUGAUAGUAUAAUGCAUUAUUCAAUGACAGCUUUUUCUAAAAGCAAAUCCUUAGCAACAAUAAUACCCAAGAUAAAUGGCAUGGAAAUUGGUCAAAGAGAUAGACUAUCUUAUUAUGAUGUUAAAAAAUUAUUAAUAACAUAUAAAUGCAGUGCGAUAUAUUACUAUAAGAAUGAAAGACUGUAUAAAGGCGAAUAUGAUAGAAUUGAAGUUGGUUCUUCAAAUCAAAUGAAUAAUAUAAGUGAAAUACAUGAAAUAACAAAUAUUACAAACUCUGUUACAGAAGUAGGACUAAUUAUAAAUCCUGCAACCUACCACGCAUAAAAUAUUAAAUAGAAGAGAUAAUAUAAGCUUAUCUACUAAUCAUUCACAAUUAAAAUAUCACUCAAAAAGUUCAGAAUAUAAUUCUAUGCAUCUAAACUUUACCAUCGUAAAUCAUCCAAUCCAUAAUUUUUAUUGUUAUGAAUAAUUUUUUAAAGGUAUAAAGAAAAUUAGAAA
Molecule: messenger RNA, 1771 nt
Organism: Vespula pensylvanica (western yellowjacket)
Lineage: Eukaryota; Metazoa; Arthropoda; Insecta; Hymenoptera; Vespidae
Product: astacin-like metalloprotease toxin 5
Exons: 5
Coding region: 566-1597 (343 amino acids)
Biological process (GO): proteolysis
Molecular function (GO): metalloendopeptidase activity; zinc ion binding
Source: RefSeq, a predicted model, not a curated record